CCAUUGAAGAAAGGAAAUUAUGGCUCAAGUUGUUACUUUGCUGAGAAAUUUAACUAAAGCAAGUGUGACUCAACGUAUUAAAGUUCGAUGUGUGCAUUCUUACAAUACAUAUUGGGCUGGCAGGACUGCUGAAGCGCUUUCAUUGGAGUGUAUCAUGCAUGACGAGGAGUCAUGUUGCUAUGCGUUGUGCUCUUUGGGGUGAAAAUGUUGAUGCAUUUUUGAGCCAGCGUGAUUCGCAGAUGAUAGUUCCAAUUGUAUUGGUGCAGUUCUGCAAGGCUUCUAGAUUUAAUGGUCAAAUACGAUGUGGGACUGUUUACAAUGCUUCCAAGGUGUGCUUGAACAAAGAUAUAAGCGUUAUAAAUCAGUUUCGGCAAAGGAUUAUGUCUGAUGAUUCUUUCAGUCUUGGAUUACCAGAUUCACUGAAAUAUGAUAAGCCCAUGGUUAUGGAUGAAUCUUUCAGUUUUGGAUGUAUCAAAUGCAUUGAUACACUAUUCUGUCUUGAGGAUGGAACUUAUUGGAUUUGUGCAAGGGUAGAGUCAGUCAGUUGCUAUGGGGAAUGGUUUUACAUAUGUUGCCAAAAGUGUGGUAAAAAAGUGGAGAAGACAUGCAAUGAGUUUCACUGUAUUGGAUGUUCCAAGUUUGAUGGUUCUGGAAUUAUGAGGUAUAUGCUGAAAUUUGAAGUAUUUGAUGGAACUAGCACUGCGGAGUUAGUUUUGUGGGACAAAGAAUGUGUGCAAAUUCUACAAAAAAAAGCUUCUGAGCUUGAUUGUGCACAGGUUGUAUCACCAAAUAAUGUGCCUAAAGAGAUUGAGGAUUGUGUUGUUGGAAAGAUAUUUCUCUUUAAGGUUGCUCUUAGGAAUGAAGAUGAUUUUCUUCAUCUAAAGCCUUAUAAUGUGAAGAAAGUUAUUACUGAUGUUGCUCUGAUUGAGAAAUAUUCUGUCAAUGUGGUUGCAAAUCUUGAAGCAAGUAAAACUGCAGCAACUUAUGAAGAUAUGUAUCUUAAUGAGUGCAGCACCCUCUCUCAAAUUGUUGACUUUCCUGACUUGGGAAGUGAUGUUGAUUCUCUUAAGGUGUUUGGCGAUAAGUUUUUAUCUCCUUCUAGCAGUGGUGUGAAGAAUUGUUUGGUGGUAAAUUUGGAUGAUGUUUCAAUGAAUGAUGGCAUGAAGGAAAAUGUGGUUAUGGAUUUGGAUGUGCCUUCUACAAACUGUGUCAUGAAGGAUGAUCUGGUUAUCAACUUGGAUGUGUUCCAUGAUGUCUGUCCAUCCGUUGAGAGAAAGAAAAGUGGGAAGCUGAAAAGAGAAGAAAUUGAGACCACUCCUGGGGUUAAGCGCAAGUUGGUUGGUGAUUUUGAAGGAAGUGUGAAAGAUUCCAAGAACAAGUUGGUUGCUGUGAAGCUAGAGCCCACUGAUUGAUGCUGGUGUUGGUGAAGGCCAAGUAUGUAGUAUUGUAGGUUUAUGUAUGUUGGUUGUGUCUUAGAUUGCUCAUCUUUUGGUUCUGUUUUGAUCUUGACUUCCAUUGGGAAAUGGAAGUCAAGAAAGAUGAGUUGCAAGGAAGUAUGUAGUAUUGUAGGUUUAUGUAUGUUGGUUGUGUCAUGGAUUACUCAUCUUUAGAUUAUGUUUUGUUAUUGACUUCUGUUGGGAAAUAGAAGUCAAGCAAGAUGAGUAAGUUCGCUUUUAGGCUCAUGACUUAUUAUGUAAC
Molecule: messenger RNA, 1698 nt
Organism: Salvia hispanica
Lineage: Eukaryota; Viridiplantae; Streptophyta; Magnoliopsida; Lamiales; Lamiaceae
Source: RefSeq, a predicted model, not a curated record